This is a messenger RNA of Hyalella azteca, 673 nucleotides long. Its product is annotated as SVP1-like protein 2. The transcript has 6 exons. Bases 128 to 673 code for a protein of 181 amino acids. Gene Ontology annotation, biological process: autophagy of mitochondrion; nucleophagy; protein lipidation. Gene Ontology annotation, cellular component: extrinsic component of membrane; cytosol; phagophore assembly site membrane. The record is from RefSeq and is a predicted model, not a curated record. Gene Ontology annotation, molecular function: phosphatidylinositol-3,5-bisphosphate binding; phosphatidylinositol-3-phosphate binding. Lineage: Eukaryota; Metazoa; Arthropoda; Malacostraca; Amphipoda; Hyalellidae.
AGAGUGCUAUUCUGCUACUGGUAGUGGUGAAAUAAAGUUUAACAUUUUAAUUGAUUGCUAGAUCCAAUUGUAGGUUGUGAUUAAUUCAGCCUAAUUUUCCUAGAUUAAUUGAUGAAAGUAGGUCAUCAUGACUGCCACCCACGAGAGCACCCGCAAGCUUGUCCACAUCCACAGCAUCUCCUUCAACAGCAACAAAACCUUCUUCACAGUUUGCCUGGAAGAGGGGCUGCGUAUAUACCAAACUGACCCGCUGGAACUCUACCAAUGUCUAUGCUGGAGUGUCUGUGGCAGCGUGCGUGUAGCGGAGCAGUUAGACAGCAGCUGUGCUGUGGUGAUGGCUGGUGGGGGCAAGCGCCCCAAGAUGCCUGACAACGUUGCCAUGCUCUACAACUUCUCCACCAAUGUGUUCGGUGCGCGCUUCAAAGUGCCUUCACCCAUACUCAACCUGCUAAUUAGAGAUGAUAAACUGGUGAUGGUGAUGCAGCGUGAGAUAGAAGUAUAUGACGUGUCGCUGUUCCCUCUGAACAACAUCCAGCGAGGCGUGACCUACACGACCUGCCCCAACGACAAGGGGCUCUGUCAGAUGUCCAGGGACUUUGCCGAGCAGCAUGUGCUCUGCUACCCUGGCACAACCGAAGGAUCUGUCCAAAUUGUUGUCAGUACUCGGCUGUAA